This is a messenger RNA of Brachypodium distachyon (stiff brome), 2342 nucleotides long. RefSeq lists its product as uncharacterized. The coding region runs from base 324 to 2084 and encodes 586 amino acids. The transcript is spliced from 5 exons. The record is from RefSeq and is a predicted model, not a curated record. NCBI's taxonomy places the organism in Eukaryota, Viridiplantae, Streptophyta, Magnoliopsida, Poales, Poaceae.
UGCUUCCCUGACCCUUGGGUCGUCUCCUGCUCGUCUCCUCUCGUCCGGGAUACUCAAACUCCAACGCCCCCUGUCCCGUGCCUUUCUCCCCUCCCCUUUCUCCCACCGUUCCCCAAAUCAGAGGGGAGCGCCGAAGACGAAGCGAACUCGAAUUCCGGCGCCGAAUCCCACCGUGGGGCGCCGCUAUAAGCCCUAGGAUCGACGUCGGAUUGAAACCCUAGGUAGCUUCGCCAGCCUGCCCCGAGCUGCCAUGCCCUAGCCGCCGCCGGGCCUGCCUGCCUCCUCUGGUUGCGCCCGCCGUCGUUUUGUGCUCGGGGCCUGGGAUGUCGUGGCGGCGCUUCCGCCGUGGUGCGGCGGCCUCGUCGUGGAUGCCCAAGAUUGGGCGGUGCUCCAUGCCGAAGACCGUGCCGCCGCCGCCCACGCCGGUGGUGGUUAUCGACGGAGAUGAUGAUGUCGGUGCCGAUGACGGAGAUGCUGCUUCUGAGGUUUUCAUUAUUGAUGAUGUGGCAGAGAUAGCCCGUGCUGCGGCUGCGUGCAAUACCAAGAAAGGAAACAGCUCUUGUGGUAAUGUGAUUAACAUUGAUGAUGAGGAGGAGGAGGGUGGUGGUGGUGAUAGGGCUGGCCCCAGCACGGUAGAUCCUGGGUCUCCAGCUGCAACAGUUCCCCCUGGGCAUGCUUUUCCGAGAAGAAGAUUUGGGCUGGAUUAUGUUACUGACAGUGAGCAGAGUGAUCUGUCCGGAGGAUGGGACUCGGACUCAGAUGGUGAUGGCAGCUCGGAUUGUGAGAUUCUGGAUGACACUGGGAUGGCGCGUAAGGUGUGGGAGAAUGCUGCUUCAAGAAGAACGACGCCUCAUGAUCUCCGAAAGGGUAAAGAUGGCAGGGCUAGCACUUCUGCAUCAAGCGCCGAGUCAAGUACGCAGUAUGGUGUAAAUUUUGGGAACCUAUUUGAUUCAGAGUGCCCUCUAGACGACAACAUCUGGCGGUUUUUUAAUGAUGAUGCAGUCAACAAAGCUGGCCCAAGUAGUACAAGGGGUGGAAAGUUUGGCACUGGUCCUUCAGUGCCGGAUGUGCAUGAAUGCUCGAUGCACAAUGAUCCCAAUGGAAAAGAAACUGGUAAUCGUGAUGGCACUUGCAGUUCAGAUGCUGAUACGGCUUGCAACAAUGAAGCAGCCAAUGCCCACAAGUCCCAUGCUCCUGAAAAAUCCCCAGAAAUAAGUCAGAGCCGGAAGCCUGAAGGACACACAAGCUAUAGCUUUGUCUCUGCAAACAGGGUUUUUCCUGCAUGCUCCACAGCAGAUUGGAAAGCUGAUAGCGCUAUGUUUGUCAGCAGUACUGGAAAGAUGGAUGAGAAGAUACCUGAAGGCACACUUUCAGAAAAGGAUAUAUCCGAUGUGCAGAAUGAAAUUUCCAAACAGAAGAAACAAAUGUGCUUUGCACCAGAUGAUGGUUCUGCCAUGGAUCAACUCUCGAAAGAUCCCGUUUCUACUAGCAGAUCCGUCUGUUCAAGUCAAUCUCAGAAGGAUUUUUCCAGCGAUCCUGAAAAGUUAGGACAAUCUGGUAUUGCUAUGGUUCAAGAUGGUCCAGACUUCCAGGAUGGUCUAAUUGGCGCACGUGAAAAGCACAAAGAAUCUAUUGAGUACAAAAGGGCAGCAGAGGAGGAGUGGGCAUCCAGACAGCAUCAACUGGCAAUACAGGCUGAGCAGGCAAAGGAGGCAAAGAGGUUGCGAAAAAGAAAAAAGGCUGAAGCUUUGCGAUUGCUUGAUAUGGAAAAGAGGCAAAAGCAAAGAUUGGAAGAAGUCCGUGAAUCACAAAGAAAGAGUGAAGAAGCCAUACAGCUGAAGGAGCAGUCUCGAGGGGCAGUAAGAAUGGAGCUCGAAAACAUGGAAAGGCGAUACAACGAUAUGUCCUCAAUAUUGCGUGCACUAGGCAUCCCUGUUGAAGGGGGUGAGGUUAAAGCUGCUUAUAAGCAAGCUUGUUUGAAAUUCCAUCCGGACAGAGUAUCAAGAAACGAUAUUUAUCAGCAGGUCAGAGCAGAGGAGACGUUCAAGUUCAUUUCACGCUUGAAGGAGAAGCUCAAGUUAUAAUGUUCAGUUUCCAGUUAUAGCUGUAUUAUUUUUUUGAUAGGCUGAAAUCUCAUCAGCCGGCUGAAGCUGCACAGUUCUGAAGUUAAUUGAUGUCGGGAGUGAAACAGUGUAAUCGUUAGAACUAGUGCUGACUGCUGAGAAUUCCUUGUCCAUCCAGUUUACUUUUUUUGUAGUGGGCUUCUGGUUAGCUUAAUGUGUCUUGGUUUACAAUGUGGAAAUGCUUAUAUGGGUGGCAGAAGUAUCAUUUUUUUUAAGGUU